AUGAAACAGUGGGUGCAACUGUUGAAUGGUGGUCAUUUGGCAAGGGCAGAGGUAUACUUGAAGAAUGGAAUUGUGAGCACAGGAGUGCAUGUUGUGCUUAUCCCUGCAUUCUUACUCUUGGAUCACUCUAUAAACAUGGAAACUGUUGCUAUCAUGGACAACUUUCCUCAAAUUGUUCAUUCAGUGGCGAAAAUUCUUCGCCUUUCUGAUGAUUUGGAAGGAGCUAUAAGAGUGGAGAUGAGAAGGGAGUUGAUGGAUCUUACCUUGAUUGCUACAUGA
Molecule: messenger RNA, 279 nt
Organism: Sphenostylis stenocarpa
Lineage: Eukaryota; Viridiplantae; Streptophyta; Magnoliopsida; Fabales; Fabaceae
Source: the annotation of a GenBank genome assembly